Molecule: messenger RNA, 1911 nt
Organism: Plasmodium relictum
Lineage: Eukaryota; Apicomplexa; Aconoidasida; Haemosporida; Plasmodiidae
Gene: ETRAMP
Product: early transcribed membrane protein
Exons: 1
Coding region: 1-1911 (636 amino acids)
Source: RefSeq, a predicted model, not a curated record
AUGAGAAUUUCAAAAGUGUUUUAUUUUUUUAAUAUUUUUUUAGUUUCUCACUUGUUGAUGCCUCAUUUAUCAAAAAUAAUCCAUGAUACUAAAAAAGAAUUAGUUUCAUUAAAUGAUGUUGAACGUGAAUUAAAAAGAAAAGAGAAAAAAAAAAAAAUAAUUUUGUAUGCUACUUUAGCAACAGUAACGGCAGCUUUAUGUGCAGCUGUAGGAUUUGGAAUUUAUUUUCACAAAAAAAAAAAAGUUAAAAAGGAUUUAGAGGAUGAUAAAAAAAAAGGAAAUAAAUUACCUUUGAAGCCUUUUGAAAAAGAACCAAUAGAACAUGAAGACGAAGAAUAUGAGGAGGAUCCUAAACCUUCUCAUCCUUCUCAUCCUUCUCAUCCUUCUCAACCUUCUCAUCCUUCUCAUCCUUCUCAACCUUCUCAUCCUUCUCAUCCUUCUCAUCCUUCUCAUCCUUCUCAACCUUCUCAUCCUUCUCAUCCUUCUCAACCUUCUCAUCCUUCUCAACCUUCUCAACCCGCGAAAUUACCUGAAAAAGAACCUAAGAAAUCACAGAAACAUAUUAAACCUCUAACGGUUAAUGUAGAAACACAGACUUAUGAUCCCGACAUAAUUGGUGAUAAAGUUGAUAGUCUUUUUAAUAAAAAAGAUGGAUCUUUAGAAAUUAAUCCACAAACAAAACCUGAAGUACAGCCACAAAUUGAAGUACCAGGAGAAUUUGGACUAGUACCUUUUACAAAACCAUUAUCUGAAAAACCUGCAACCCUUAAAAUAUAUUUUCCUGAAGAAUCAUCUAAUGAAUUAUUUAAUCCCCUUAAAUCAAAUUUAAGCACAUUUCUAAAAUUUCCAUAUUUACAAACAUCUAAAAUUAUAGUACCCGAUAAAUCAUUGUUUUCUUCUUCUGAUGAUAAUCAAGAUAAAUUAGAAUCCACUGAGCCAAAAAAAAUACCACAAUCACAUCACUUGAAACAAUUCAAACAUAGUGAACCAACAAUUUCACAACCAAAAAAAAUACCACAAUUACAUCACUUGAAAGAGUUCAAACAUAGUGAACCAAAAAUUGAAGAAUCACCAAAAAUUGAUCCACUAGCAUAUCAAAAUAUAUCAUUAGAAGUCAGUGAACCAACAAUUGCAGAACCACCAAAAAAAAUACCACAAUUACAUCACUUGAAAGAGUUCAAACAUAGUGAACCAACAAUUUCACAACAACAGAAAAAAAGUCCUCAAUCACGUCACUUGAAAGAAUUCAAACUCAGUGGACCAAAAAUCAAAGAAGAAAUUGAAAUGGAUACAUUACCAUAUGACUAUAAAAAAUCAGAAUCCCCCAAAGAACUAAAACUCUUGCAAAAAUUAAAAACCUCUGAACAACAAAAAACAACUUCACAAUCAGAUCAGGAUAAAAUAUUAGGACCCAGUGUUAAACCAAAAAUGAUUUCUCAAUCAAGUCAUUCUAAAAUAGCAAGUCCACCCAGUGGUAUAUCAAAUGUUAUUUCACUAUCAUCAUAUCAACCUAAAACACAAAAAGCCACUGAUAAACCAGAGGGUUUCUUUGAAGACUCAUCUUCAGAACCUAAGCCUCUUCCACCUUUUAAAAACAUAAGAAUGUCGUCUCCUACUCCAUUUAAACAACCAAAAACUAUUAAAUUUUCUCCAAUGAAGAAAUCAGCUUCAAGUGCAAGUAUUGUUACUUCUAAACCUCAAUUAAAAGAAGGUAUAGUAUUUGCAUCUACAAAAGAACACGCAGAUACUAGUAAAACGGAAGGCAAAAGUCAUAAAGCAAGUAGUAAAUCAUUUGUGGAUAGUACCUCACCCAUUGCGCAAAGCUCAAGUGUUGAAAAAGCUAUGACUAGUGAAAAAACUUCGUCUCAAAGUUCAUCGAGUACACAUAAGGGUGAUGAAUCAAGUUCUUAA